AUGCUUAUAAGCUUAACAGAAUAAAGAUUGGCACUCAAAAUUAAUAUAAUAAUUUCCAGGAUGAUUAUUAAGAUCAUCAUUCUUAACUUCUGUUAGAAAUAGCAUCUCAUAUAGAAAGUGGAGCAGCUGCAAUUUUUGGCUGCAGAAUAUAGAUAUAUUGGAAUUGUCAUUUUUUUCUUAGCAUUGUUAAUCUUCUUUAUUGUAGAGCCAGUCUUAGGAUAAGAUUGGAAUACAGUUGCAUUUUUAGUUGGAGCCCUAACUUCUAUCAUAUCAGGUUCAGAUAUAAUCGUUAACAAUAGGAUAUAUUGGAAUGAGAGUAGCUACUUUCUCUAAUUAUCGUUGUGCCAAUUGUGCAUAGACAAAAAUGACUGAUGCAUUUGCAGUGGCAUAUAGAGCUGGAUGUGUUAUGGGCUUUGCAUUGGUAAGUUUUGCAUUACUAAGUUUAACAAUUCUUUUGGGAAUCUAUAUUAAUUGGUUCAUAAAAGAUUAAAGAGACUUUUAACAAUUAUUUGAAGCAAUAGCUGGAUAUGGAUUGGGAGGAUCAGUAAUAGCAUUAUUCGGUAGAGUAGGUGGAGGAAUCUAUACAAAAGCAGCUGAUGUUGGAGCAGAUCUUGUAGGAAAAGUUGAAAAUGAUUUUAAAGAGGACAGUCCUAAUAAUCUUGCAACCAUUGCAGAUAAUGUUGGAGAUAUUGCUGGAAUGGGUGCAGAAUUAUUUGGAUCAUUUGCAGAGGCUACUUGUGCUGCAUUAGUAGUAUGUAGUGUAUUUCCAUCAUUUUAUUAUCAUCCUACUACAUUUUAUUAUCCAUUAUUAGUUUCAGCAUCAGGAAUACUUGUGUAAUUAAUUCAUACAAAUUUAUAGCUGUUUUAUUGUUUCCAUUUUUGCAUUUUUAGGUGAAAAAGAAGAUUUUGAUUAAGUUUCAAAUGUAUUGAAAGUUUAGUUGAUAUUAUCCACUCUUUUAAUGUUACCUGCUCUUUAUUAUGUUGCAUAUCUAACUUUGCCAGAGAGAAUCUUUGGAUUAUCACCAGUAGAUAGACAACCUAUUCAUGCAUGGCUUUGUACUGUUGUUGGACUAAUAAGUGGUUGCAUCAUCGGAUUUGUAACAGAAUAUUAUACUUCACAUUCUUAUAGACCAGUAUAAGAAAUUGCUUAAGCAUGUGGUACUGGAGCAGCUACUAAUAUUAUUUAUGGAAUUGCCUUAGGAAAUCUCUCUACUAUUAUUCCAGUUUUCUUGUUAGCAUUUACUGCCUUCAUUUCAUAUUCUUUUGUCAAUGUUUGGAGUUUCCUUAAGUGCUUUAGGAAUGUUAUCAACUUUAACUAUUGGUUUGGCAAUUGAU
This is a messenger RNA of Paramecium primaurelia, 1335 nucleotides long. Lineage: Eukaryota; Ciliophora; Oligohymenophorea; Peniculida; Parameciidae. The record is from the annotation of a GenBank genome assembly.